Molecule: messenger RNA, 4449 nt
Organism: Oryzias latipes (Japanese medaka)
Lineage: Eukaryota; Metazoa; Chordata; Actinopteri; Beloniformes; Adrianichthyidae
Gene: cabp7b
Product: calcium binding protein 7b
Cellular component (GO): trans-Golgi network membrane
Molecular function (GO): calcium ion binding
Source: RefSeq, a predicted model, not a curated record
GCUCCUGGUGUCUGCAGCAGCAGACACCAGUAGAGACAGAGUGAGGCUGCUGCCUCCUGAAUCAGAUGAGCGGGGGUCACCCAGGAUUCUCUUGAAAUUCCUCUCCAAGAAACGAUUUUUUUUAAUAUGUGACAAUUUCUAUCUAUACCUUUUCUCCUGGAGACGAUCUGCUUUCUUGCUGCUGCAUUUUUGCCUUAUUUUUUGUUUUUGUUUUGUUUGUUUAAUUUUUAAAUGAAAACGCUAGAAAGGGGAAGAACAGAAAAGUGGGACAGAAUCCGUCAGGAAAAGACUCUGAGAAGGCAAGAGACGAUUUAGGAAGCCAUAACGGAUUUUUUUAUUUUAUUUUUUGUAAGGCUUUCCGUGAUAAGAAGAGCUGCGAUGCUGAACAUUUCUUUUUUUCUGAUCGUACUUUUGAGAUGAUUGAAUAUUUGGACGUUUAUUGUGAUUCCUGAAUCUCUGAACGGAUCAUUACGGAAAAGUUUGACCUGGAAAAAGCGAUUUUUUAAAUAAUUUUAUUCCCUUUCACAGUAAAUGAUGCAUUUGGACAAAUGUCAUUUUUAGACCGCCUGUUGGUUCAAGUCGCCCGCACUGACAGCUGGUUUUCUCUCUUUUUUUCUGUUUCAACAAAGAAAUCCAGAACGCAAAGCGGACUAAACUUUAAACAGAUAAGGCUUUUGAUCACAUUCCUUCUGAAUAUAUCAAGGACAGAAACCGUCGAAACUCCAGAGAGCGAGGCUAUAUGAAGAUCGCGACAAGGUUGUUGCUUUUCCCUCGCAGAAAUGCCAGUGCGCGCUGUGACCACCAGGUUCAUGUACAAGGGACUUUGCACUAUUCCAGAUGUCCUCACCUACCGGACCCCUGUUAGCCUGCCCGAGGAUGAGGUGGAAGAGAUCCGCGAGGCUUUCAAGGUAUUUGACCGAGACGGGAACGGCUUUAUCUCCAAGCAGGAGUUGGGGAUGGCCAUGCGUUCGCUGGGCUACAUGCCCAACGAGGUGGAGCUGGAGGUCAUCAUCCAAAGACUUGACAUGGAUGGUGAUGGGCAGGUUGGCUUUGAGGAAUUUGUCACGUUGCUGGGUCCCAAACUGUCUGCUACUGGAAUGCCUGAUAAGUUCCAUGGAGCAGACUUUGAUUCUGUCUUUUGGAAGUGCGACAUGCAGAAACUGACUGUGGAUGAGCUCAAACGACUCCUGUACGAUACUUUCCGUGACCACCUCACCAUGAAAGAUAUUGAGAACAUCAUCAUGACUGAAGAGAACCACCUCACCAGCCCAGAGUCACAUGUAGACAUUGACACAAGCCCAACGCAGCAGGAGAAGCACACAUGUGUGCGUAAAAGUCUGAUUUGUGCCUUCGCUAUUGCAUUUAUCAUCAGCGUCAUGCUCAUUGCAGCAAAUCAAAUGCUCCGCAGAGGGAUGAAAUAAUAAAUACAACCAGCGGGAAUCAGAAAGAGCUAAGAGAGGAGAAAAACAAAAACUUACCAAAACACAUUUACAAUGUUAGGUUUUAUUCACAGCUGACAAGCAUGAUGAUGUUCUCCCAGCUUCUCUCUCCAGAAUAAUGGAUGAAAUGAUGUCAGUCAGUGGAUGUGUAUGCUCAUUUAUCACACCAUGGCCAGGUGGAAAACAGAACUGAAUGAAAGGCACUUAUGAGGGUAGAAAAAAUACAAUUUGAGACUUGUCUUUUUGAAAGGCAUGUAAAAAAUAAAACAAAUAUAUAUGAAGCAAUACUAAAAAAUGAGCCAGAAGUCUUUGUGUCCUUAUGCCUUUCAUUACUGCAAACUCAUUGUGAGUCAAAGCUCACAAUGAGUUUGCUAAACAAGCACAGUUCUUUUUAUUAAAACCAUUUUGUCUUUUGUUGUGUCAUCAUGAUGACCGAAACUGAAGUAUCCUCAUUUCUUAUGAAUAUCUCAUUGUUAAGUUGCGUUUAUUUACGAGAUGUGAAUGUUUUCUGACAUUUGGCUGAAAUGAGAUGCAAAGUGUAAAUAAAAAGCUUCCAUUUCAUUUCUGCUAACUUUAUGUUAAGAGCCAGAGGAGCAACAAUCAGCCUAUUUUUAACUGCAGACAAAUGAUAAUUCCAACAUAGUAAUAUUUUAAGAAGAGCUCAAACUCUGACAGGCGAAAAAAGAAAAACAAGAGCAAAGAUUUGCAGACAGUGACUGCUGUGCUCGAGUCAGUGAGAGAAAAAAAUCCAAAUAAUUUUUCGAAAACGUCACAGUUUACUAAGAAGUUUCCUUCUUAGUGUCAGGCUGAGAGGUCUGAUAUAGCUUUUUAAUUCAAAAAGAUGUUUUGUCAGCUAAAAUUUGAACAAUUGCUGCUUUAAGACUCAAUCUGGCGCCUGGGAUGUCACAGAAAGGCUGCAAAAUUCCUGCAAAGAAUCAUGGGAAAGGAUGUGAAUGAAUAGUUGUUUUUAUAGUUAUUUUUUAAUUUGCUUUUAAAAUGAAAUUUAAAUGUUCUUUUAUUAUUAUAUAAUAUUUAUUUUUUUCUUUUUAUUGCUUUUUAUCAUUUGAAUGAUUAUGAACUUUUCUUUAAAGUAAAAUUUUAAAUUUAAAUUCUAAAUUCCACAUUCUGAAUUCAAUUUUUAAUUUGAAUUCUGGAUUUAUAUUUGAAAAUUUUAAUCUUGAAUUAGAAUUUUUGCUUCACCUUGCAAUUAAAUUUGAAUUCUAAAUUUAAAAUUUUGAAUUUGAAUUUGAGAUUGAAUUUGAAUUUAAAUUUGAAUUUAAACUUCACCUUAAAAUUAAAUUAGAGUUCUGAAUUUUCUAUUUCUAAAUUCUUAAUUUUAAAUUCUAAAUUGAGAAUUUGAGUUUGAAUUUGAGAUUGAAUUUGAAUUCAAACUUCACCCUAAAAAUACAUUGAGUUUUUAAUUUUUUAAUUCAAAAUUCUCGAUUGAUGAUUUUAAUUUUAGUUAUAAUUCUAUAUUUUAAAUUCUGGAUUUGAAUUUAAAAUGUUAAAUCUUGGUUUCAAUUUUAAUUUGAAUUUCUCCCCAUCAUGUCAAAAUAUGUCAUGCUAAAUACAUUUAUCGUGAUAUAUUUUGACUAUCAUCCCACUGAAGUGCUACAAAUAUUAUGUAUCCACUGUGUAAAAACCUGUUUACCCUAAAUUUAAAUUCUGAAAAAAAAUUGAAAAUGAAUUAAAACCAUCAGUAGCAAAAUGUCCUGAGACACCAGCUGUGAAUACGUAAAGUACUGCUUAAAAGCUAUGUUUAUCCUGUGCUAUUUAUAUUAAAAGUCAUCAUGAAGCGGUACAAUUGCAUGUUCAAAAAAUGUAUGUCUGACCUGCCUGUGAGAUAGAUUUUUUAGAUACAUGUUCCAAUAAUUAUGCAAUUUGUUAAAGUGAUCAUUGCAAAAAAGAACUUUCUCAGUAUUUGGCAUUUAUCUGUAAAUGUCAGUUCUGUGGAUGUAAAAAUAGCAAAAUGAUAGAUACUUUGCAUUAAUCUAUGAACUAUUGUCUAACAUAUCAUGAGAAGUAUCUUUGUUUUUUACAUGGACCAUUGAAAAGACAUUUUGUUUAGAAUGUACCUUGCACAUAUUUUAUUUUUUUAUCUGUUAUUUUAUUUAUAAUAUAAACAUUAUCUUUUUUAAAACUAUUUUAAAAAUGAGCAAAAAAUAUCUACAAAAUGUAUAUUUGUUUACCUUUCAAUUGCAAGUCUUUGGCUUGAAGGCCAUGACUUGCAUUGACUUUUCUGAUUUGUUACGGUUAUUUUGAAGGUUAUACACUUAACUUUAGUAUUUGUCAAUAAGGCAAGCUUUAAAAAUACUUUCUGUGGUUUUCUUGUCGUUAAUAUUUUUUUUUAAAGCUUUACCACCAAUGGAGAGGUAUUGCUCAGUGAGAAUCUCUGGCAAUAAAACUGAUAUUUUCUCUCACGUGAAAACUAUUCAUAACAUUACCUCUUCAUGUGAACAUAUCAUAAAAGAUAUGAACUUUGUGUUAUUGUAAAGUGUAGUCACUGUGAAAAAUCUGACACUAUAAGCAAAUAUCUUAAUCUGAAUGUUUUGGUGUUUUGAUGAGUAGAUUUUUGUAUCUUCUGUCGACUAAUUGUCUAAAUCUAAAGUGAUAUUAUAUGUGUACAUUUUCCAGAGGGGAAUGUGGACAUUUUCUGUUCUGUGCCUUUGGCAUUUAAAAAAACAACACUGUCUUGCAACUGUAGUGACUCCAGAGAAUCUGGCACAAAAAUGGUGGAAAGUCAAUUUAGCAACAAAAACAAAAAAAAAUAGAGAAGAGAAGAAAAAAGUGUCAAUGAAAUUGUUUUGGGGUGAUUUCUCUGUAAAUCUGUCACUCUUCUUCAGCAGAAGUUGCUUAAACUUCCAUGUAGAAAUUGUUUCAGCCAAGUCUGAAUUUGUCCAGGAUCUAUCCUGUUUCUUCUCCCCAUUCUGUAAAAGGGAAAGAAUCAGUUAUGCACUAAUAUUAAAAGUGUCAAGAUGCAUGCAGUGGAAAUAAAAGUCCAUCAAAAAAA